Messenger RNA from Acaulospora morrowiae, 188 nucleotides. The record is from the annotation of a GenBank genome assembly. Lineage: Eukaryota; Fungi; Glomeromycota; Glomeromycetes; Diversisporales; Acaulosporaceae.
AUGUCGAUUCCCGGAUUCAAAAAAGGAACAAAGUUCAAUUUCUGCCAGUCAACAGAAUCUACAUAUUUGCAAAUAAACACGUAUGCACAUUCAAUUUUCACAGAAUCAACUCUGGCAAAUAUGCUCGCUGAUUCAUUCAAAAUGGGGCCAACGGCGCACCAAGAGUCCCCGGAAGAGAUUAUUACCUU